CAGUUUUCUGCACUCAGUAAUAACCAUAACCUCAAUAUCGCUGUAAAAAAAACAAUUUUGAAAAAUGUCGAAAGAAAUAAAUCUAACAUCAGAACUUGCAAUUACAAUACUCAGUAAAGUACUCGAUCAAUUACAAGAAUCUUCCAACGUGCAAAAGUUGGAGGAAGCCAAAGACAAUGUCGGCAAUGAAAUGUUAAAAAUGAUGCAGUACAUCUUUCCAAUUGUAAUGCAAGUAGAAAUGGACGUAAUAAAAGACUUUGGUUUUCCAGAGGGACGAGAAGGUAUCGUGAAGUUUGCACAACUACUUCGAACCGUAGAAAGGGAGGACAUCGAAGUCGCUCGAGUGCACGGUUUAAUUAAAGCGUAUUAUCUACCGCCAGUAUCCGUGAAUGCCACUAACGAAACUACUAACGAUGAUAGGGUGGGAUAGUAUAUUAUUGUACAUUUUUUAAUGCAAUCAAAGGGUAUACGUUCGUUUUUGUGUUUUAAGAGUAGCGGAGGCAGAGCAUGCUUGUUGGAGUAACACUCUUUUUUCAGUGCAUCAAUAAACAAACGAAUACUAAAAUAAGUAUUACUAUUACCUUUUAACUUAUAUAAGUAUAUAUACCUAUUUAACUCCAUGCUUAUGUUGUUUUAUACACUAAUUACAUCCAUCAUAUUUUAUAUACGAUUGUAUGUUAAAACAUAAAUGCAUUUACAAAUAAAAGAAACAAAGUAA
Photinus pyralis (common eastern firefly) is the source of this 718-nucleotide messenger RNA. RefSeq names its product protein C10. The coding region runs from base 65 to 430 and encodes 121 amino acids. The record is from RefSeq and is a predicted model, not a curated record. NCBI's taxonomy places the organism in Eukaryota, Metazoa, Arthropoda, Insecta, Coleoptera, Lampyridae. Gene Ontology annotation, biological process: post-embryonic development. The transcript has a single exon.